Molecule: messenger RNA, 357 nt
Organism: Oppiella nova
Lineage: Eukaryota; Metazoa; Arthropoda; Arachnida; Sarcoptiformes; Oppiidae
Source: the annotation of a GenBank genome assembly
AUGUAUAACGAAUUCUUUGCCAGAAUCCACACAAUCCUACCGGCGCUCCAUAAAACAGAAUUGAGUAGAAUUUUGGGCAAAAAUAAGAUCAUUACUAACAGGAGACUAAUGGGAAGGAAAGUCAACUUUAAAGAUAUCCAUGAAAUCAAUGCUAACGAGACUUAUUGUCUUAAAUGUGUUGAACUAAACCAUAUCAUCCUGGAUCAUUUGAGAGCCAUAUUCAGCGAUCAUAACGGCUGCGGGCAAGUGGUUGGAGUUGACUCCUUGAGGCAUAAUAGACGCGUCCACUACACGAAGUCUCUUCACAUUUAUCACUCGCAGUCUUUCGUCGACCACUGCUUUGCUAUCAGCGGCUGA